Messenger RNA from Lates calcarifer (barramundi perch), 2724 nucleotides. It is a transcript of the gene ak5, whose product is annotated as adenylate kinase 5. Bases 313 to 2025 code for a protein of 570 amino acids. Gene Ontology annotation, biological process: nucleoside triphosphate biosynthetic process. Gene Ontology annotation, molecular function: ATP binding; nucleoside diphosphate kinase activity. The record is from RefSeq and is a predicted model, not a curated record. The transcript is spliced from 14 exons. Gene Ontology annotation, cellular component: cytoplasm; cytosol. NCBI's taxonomy places the organism in Eukaryota, Metazoa, Chordata, Actinopteri, Centropomidae.
CGCAACCUCUGUGCCAACGUCAAGGCACACACACCGUGCGCGCUGGAGGCAGAGCGCUGUGGGAGGGGAGGACGGACGAGCCGCGCAUCCGCAUCACCGAGGAGAGGGGUGGCGCGGUGGCAACUGCCUGCAGGAAUCCAGUUGUAAAGUCCACACACGAGGCGAAAAAAAUGCGCUGAGGGUAGAAAUCUGUCUGGAUCUCGGUUGCUGAGCAAAGACUACCGCACUGAGACACCUGAAGGAGAGAGAGAAGAAGAAAAGAGAGAAAAACGCUCCGGACAAGUUGUGAUUUCAGAAGAAAUCCGACUGGAGAUGAAUACCAACGAUGCCAAGGAGUAUCUCGCACGGCGGGAGAUACCUCAACUAUUUGAGAGCCUGCUGACAGGUUUGAUGUACUACCGGCCCGAUGACCCCAUCGACUACUUGGAGGGCUGUCUGAAGAAAGUCAGGGAGCUCGGAGGAACAGACAAGGUGCGAUGGGACACCUUUGUGGGCCAGGAAAAGAAGUCCCUUCCCCCUCUCAACGGGGGCCAAUCACGCAGGUCCCUCUUCAGAAAUGUGUUGCCCGACAGUCCCAAUUUUCCCUACAGACGGUACGACCGCCUCCCUCCCAUCAGCCAGUUCUCCAUCGAGAGCGACUCAGACCUGUCAGAGACGGCGGAGCUCAUAGAGGAGUACGAGGUGUUCGACCCGUCGAGACCACGACCCAAAGUCAUCCUCGUCAUCGGUGGCCCUGGCAGCGGCAAAGGAACACAGUGCCUGAAGAUUGCCGAGCGCUACGGCUUCCAGUACGUGUCCGUGGGCGAGCUGCUGAGGAAGAAGAUGAUCCACAACGCCACCAGCAACAGAAAGUGGAGCCUGAUCGCUAAAAUCAUCACCAACGGAGAGCUGGCACCACAGGAGACCACAAUAACUGAGAUUAAGCAGAAGAUUAUGAAGAUCCCAGAUGCUAACGGCAUCGUCAUAGAUGGGUUCCCACGAGACGUCGGACAGGCCCUGUCCUUCGAGGACCAGAUCUGCACUCCUGACCUGGUGGUGUUCCUGGCCUGCACCAACCACCGUUUGAAGGAGAGGCUGCAGAAGCGAGCUGAGCAGCAGGGACGACCCGACGACAACCCCAAGGCCAUCGACCGCCGCCUGACCAACUUCAAACAAAACACCAUUCCUCUGGUCAAGUACUUCCAGGAGAGGGGCCUUAUUGUUACGUUGGACGCUGACCGAGAUGAAGAGGAGGUUUUCUGUGACAUCAGCAUGACUUUGGACAACAAGCUGUUUCCCUCCAAAGAGCCUGCGGCCGGUCCCAGUGAGUUGGACCUCAGUCUACUGGGUGAAACCAGCAGCCUGGCAGAUGCAGCUUGCAAAUACGAUGAGGUUGAAGAGGAGGAAGAACUUGGGUACGCUGAAGGAGCUGCAGAAAGUUAUAGUACAGAACAGAGGAAACCAAAGGUCAUCUUCAUGAUGGGAGGUCCAGGCUCAGGGAAGGCUCUCCAGUGUGAGCGGAUGGAGGACAGGUUUGGCCUGCGUCGCAUCACUCUGGGUGAUCUGCUCUGCAGCGAGCUGCAGUCUCACAGCGACAGAGGGCGCCACCUGCGGGACGUCCUGGAGAGAGGAGAGCAGCUGCCUGAGGACACACUGCUGGAGCUGCUCUGCGAUGCGGUGGCGUCGUCCGUUCGACAGGGGAAAGGCCUGGUGAUCAGCAACUUCCCCACAGACCUGAGACAGGCCGAGGAGUACGAGGCCAAGAUGGGUGAACCCAGUGCAGUUCUCCUGCUGAACUGUUCACCUGACACCAUGUCCAGUCGUGUGCAGUGCCGUGGCAGAUCCAGCUCCAGCUCCAGUUUCCAUCCUGGCACAGACAGAGACGGCGCCGUGCACAGGAGGGCUGAGAGUUUCUGUAACAACAGCCAGGCGGUGGCAGCCCACUACGAACGCAAGAGGCUCCUGCACACGAUCGACGCCGAGAGGUCGCCGGAGGAAGUGUUCGCCCAGAUCUGCCAGGCGAUGGAGUCCUGUUCCACCUUCUGAUUUCUACUGUUCUCCUCAUCCACACCUCCUUAUUUAACUCUGCUGUCUGGGACCUUCUCUUUCUCCCCGCCAUAUCACUCCGAGAGGACUCACCCACGCGACCUCACGCCUGCACCAGACCAUACGCUCAUCGAACUCCAGUGGUAUGCAUGUCCCACCUGAUGUUUUAGAAACACUCCCCCAGCAAGCAAAUCAGUGAAGCCUCUCUCUGCUUUUGACACUGACGAAGCGCCUGGUUGUCACAUUCUGCUUCACCCUUCUUGCAUUGUCUCUCUCUCUCUUUUACAUCGACCUCAAUAUAUGCUGCCAACUGCCGGAUCGAGGCAGAUAAACGUACUGAGAAAAUAGCAAUCCCUGCUGUGACUGAGAGCAUGUUUCUCUGGUUGAAUAUGAAAUCUCUCUGCCGUUCCCGCCCCCACCACCCCGUCCCCUGAAGGAGCCGAUAGAGAGGGUUCCCCGCCAUGCCAGAAAGUGAAAAUGUCAGCGUGUGUUCAUGCACAGCGACAUGCUUUACAAUGUAACAAGCAUGCAAGAAUUACAAUAAAGCUUAACUGCCUUUUGUGCAUUAAAUAAAAACAGCAGAGUAUUAAAAGAGUAUUAAAGAAAUAUCGCAUUUGUAUGUUUCCAAGCUCAUCGUACAAGUGCUUGUUUGAGUCUGGUAUUUAACAUUCAAUAAAGACAGUGCAUUUGCUAAAUGGA